Messenger RNA from Hemiscyllium ocellatum (epaulette shark), 2564 nucleotides. It is a transcript of the gene kif9, whose product is annotated as kinesin family member 9. Gene Ontology annotation, molecular function: ATP binding; microtubule motor activity; microtubule binding. The transcript has 20 exons. Gene Ontology annotation, biological process: microtubule-based movement. Lineage: Eukaryota; Metazoa; Chordata; Chondrichthyes; Orectolobiformes; Hemiscylliidae. The coding region runs from base 1 to 2430 and encodes 809 amino acids. The record is from RefSeq and is a predicted model, not a curated record.
AUGAGCAACAAAAGCAGUGGUGUGAAGGUGUUCGCCAGAGUCAGAACAACAACUAAUUUUGCAUCAGAUAUGAUUGAGUUUUUACCUGAUAAUCAGACAAUACAUAUUCACACCAGACUAGACCAGCGAAAGGACGUGGUCAAUAAUCAGCACAGCGACUGGUCAUUCAAAGUAGAUGGGAUUCUCCAUAAUGUUCCACAGGAUGUUGUGUACAAAGUCGUUGCAAAGAAUGUGGUGUCUAGCACAAUAAAUGGCUUCAGCAGUACAAUAAUGUGUUAUGGACAAACAGGGGCAGGAAAAACCUAUACAAUGACUGGAGCUACAGAGAAAUAUGAUUACCGUGGUAUCAUCCCAAGAGCAAUUCAGCAGAUUUUUAAAGAGGUAGAAGAACAGGGGGAUCUUUCUCUCACCGUAUAUGUCUCAUACCUGGAAAUCUACAACGAGACUCUGUUUGACCUACUGUCUAGCCUGCCUGAUAGUUUGGAAACUGAUGGACACAUAAUGGUAGUGGAGGACAACUAUGGCGUGCAUGUCCGAGGGCUCUCAAUUCACCAGGUCAGCACUGAAGAAGAUGCCCUUAACUAUCUGUUUGAGGGUGAAACUAACCGAAUUAUUGCAUCACACUCAAUGAAUAAGAAUUCCUCCAGGUCUCAUUGCAUCUUCACAGUGUAUGUCGAGACUCGAUGGAAGGAGGCUUCAGAAGUCAAGUUUUUGGCCUCAAAGCUUAACAUGGUGGACCUUGCAGGUUCUGAGCGUUUGGGAAAAACAGGAUCUGAAGGACAAGUGAUGCGAGAAGCUAUGUACAUCAAUAAAUCACUUUCUUUCCUUGAGCAGACCAUCAUUGCUCUUGCUGAUCCCAAGAGGGGGCAUAUUCCAUUCAGGCAGAGUAAGCUUACACAUGUACUGAAGGAUUCUUUAGGUGGGACCUGCAACACAAUCUUGGUGGCAAAUAUCUAUGGAGAGGCAGCUCAAAUCGAGGAAACACUGUCUACACUCCGGUUUUCAUCAAGGCUAAUGUGUAUCCCAGCUGAGCCAGCCCCUAACGUAUUUAGUGAUCCCAAGAAAUUGGUUCAGAAUCUUCAGAAAGAGAUCCAGCUCCUGCAGGAUGAGCUGGCUAUGCACAACAUACUAGCUAACCGUCGCCAAACCAGCUAUGAAGCUUUGACUGAAAAUCAAGUUCAAGAAAUUAAGACUCAAGUUUGUAGAUAUCUUGAUGGUACACUGGAUGAAAUUAAUAUCACAAACCUCAGGCAACUCCGUGAGUCCUUUGCACAGUUCAAGAUAAUAUUGCAGCAACAAGGGCAGGAAAUAGAGACUGCAUUGCGGAAGAAGUACAUUCUGAUUGAUAAAAUGAAUAAAUCAACUAGCUAUACUCCUGAACCGGUGGUGACUGAGACAGCUGAAGAAACACAUGUUGGAGAAGUGAGUGGAGAGGGAUUUGGUAUUGGUCAAGCUCCAACAUCAGCUAAAGCCAAAAAGUUAAAAACCAAGAAGGGAAAAGAUCCAACUGGUAGCAACAUCAAGAAGGAACGAAUGUCUAUUGGAGGAAAAGAUGUUGAGAUGGUUUUACAUGUGAAAGAAUCUUCACCUCCUAUCCUUCCUGAGAAAGACACAACACAGAGAGACCUUGAAGUACUGAGUGCUGAUUCUGCACAGUCAGAAAUAGUUAUCAAAUUGGAAGAUAGCAAGUCCAGCACUCCUCCACUAAAAGCAUCAAUGUUUGAGGUGUUCAAAAAUGAAAAAGGACGUGAAAUUAAUCGUAUCUUAAUGGAGAAUAAAAGUAUUCUUAGUAUGAAAAGGAAGAGUGUGAAGGAGCUGACUGAAAGGAUCAACAACAUUAAGGAGGAAAUUGACAUCAGUAACCAGGCACUCAAUGUCAAGAAACAGGAGCGUCAGCAUCAAGGUGAUUACCUGAAUGAACAAGGUGAUCCAGUGAUCGAUGAAGAUGAGUUCAACUUGGUCAUGCAAUUGAAGGAUUUGAAACACCAAUACCGGCACGACUUUGAUACUUUGCGAGACCUGAAGGUGGAGCUCCAAUACUGCCACAAGCUGGUGGACCAGUGUAGGCUGCGGCUGUUAACAGAGUUUGAUAUUUGGUACAAUGAGUCUUUUCUCAUUUCUGAAGAUGUUCAGAAUUCAGUAAAAAAAGAUAACAUUCGACCAGGAUUGAUCCCAGAAUCCAGAAUGCUAUCUUUGGAUGAAGAUGAUAAGGAGAAGUUCCAACGUAUCCAGAAUGAUAUCCUGAUGAAAAAUCCAGGUUCAGCUGCAUUUUACAGGGCACAAAUGAGGCUGAAACAGAGGGUAGGUGAAUUCCAGCAAAAUUACCUCAGUGCCAUGGCUCAGCCUCAACCAGUAACCAUAAGGAAGAAGCCAGGAAUAAUCACCCAAACCAUCAAGAACAAACCACCCUCUAUCUUCAGUGUUACCUAGCAGUUAUACUAAUAGAAAAUAAAGCCAAAAAGGACCGUCCAGCAUAAAUACUGCUCAAUAACAUGUUUUUUCUAAAACAAAAAGCUGGCAACAAAUUUAAGGCCAGCAUCCCCAAAUCAAGGUUUGUACAAAGU